Molecule: messenger RNA, 1886 nt
Organism: Syzygium oleosum
Lineage: Eukaryota; Viridiplantae; Streptophyta; Magnoliopsida; Myrtales; Myrtaceae
Product: thioredoxin reductase NTRC
Exons: 10
Coding region: 88-1743 (551 amino acids)
Biological process (GO): removal of superoxide radicals
Cellular component (GO): cytoplasm
Molecular function (GO): thioredoxin-disulfide reductase (NADPH) activity
Source: RefSeq, a predicted model, not a curated record
CGACACAACCAACACGUGGCCUUCAACACUCUUUCAACCGCUGGUCGUCCUCGAACCAUUUUUUUUCUUUUGUAUGGUCCGAAACCAAUGGCUGCGAGCGCAACCGCGAGGAUAGGAGCCACCGUCGGGAUCGCGGCCGUGCCGACACACCGAGUCACCUCCACCGCCACCACCGCCUCCGCCUCCUCCUCCUCCGCCGCGGCCGCCGCCGCCAUGACUCCGUCCGUCGCCGCCUCCCUCCCCCACCGCCACUCCCUCCUCUACUCCAACAGCUGGUUCUCCGCUCGCCGCCCUUCCUCCCUCCGCCUCGACUCGCCCCGCCCGCGCUCUCUCCUCCCUCUCCGGGUCAGAGCUUCUUCUUCCGACGACUCGCCCUCGUCCGGUUUCUCAGCCAGAGGAGUGGAGAAUGUGGUGAUCAUUGGUUCAGGUCCUGCUGGAUACACGGCAGCGAUAUAUGCUGCCCGUGCCAAUUUGAAACCGGUAGUUUUUGAGGGGUUUCAAGUAGGUGGUGUACCAGGAGGACAGUUGAUGACUACCACUGAAGUGGAGAAUUUUCCUGGUUUCCCUGAUGGAAUCACUGGUCCAGAUUUGAUGGACAGGAUGAGGCAGCAGGCUGAGCGUUGGGGAGCAGAGUUACAUCAAGAAGAUGUAGAAUUUCUUGAUGUGAAGAAUAGCCCUUUCACUGUGCGAAGUGGUGAACGUGAGGUUAAGUGCCAUAGUCUUAUAUAUGCUACAGGAGCUACAGCGAAAAGACUUAGGAUACCCCGUGAAGACGAAUUCUGGAGUAGAGGAAUCAGUGCUUGUGCUAUCUGUGAUGGUGCAUCACCACUCUUUAAGGGGCAAGUGCUCGCUGUGGUUGGAGGGGGAGAUACAGCUACAGAGGAAGCACUGUACCUGACUAAAUACGCUCGUCAUGUUCACUUGCUCGUACGUAGGGACCACCUUAGAGCAUCCAAAGCAAUGCAAGAUCGAGUGUACAAUAAUCCAAAUAUCACCGUGCACUUCAACACGGAGGUUGCCGAUGUUGAGAGCAAUUCAAAAGGUCAAAUGUCUGGCCUUCUACUUAAAAGAGUUGACACGGGGGAAGAGUCUGUGCUCGAGGCAAAGGGUUUAUUCUAUGGUAUAGGCCAUUCUCCAAACAGUCAGUUGUUGGAAGGGCAGGUUGAACUUGAUCAUACGGGUUACGUGUUGGUCGAGGAGGGUUCUGCAAGGACUUCCGUACAAGGUGUAUUUGCUGCUGGAGAUGUACAGGACCAUGAAUGGAGGCAAGCCGUAACUGCUGCUGGAUCAGGAUGUAUCGCUGCUUUGUCGGUGGAAAGAUAUCUUGCAAGCAAUAAUCUGCUUGUGGAGUUUCAUCAGCCUCAUACUGAAGAAGUUAAGAAAGAAAUUACAGAUAGAGAUGUGCAAGAGGGUUUUGAUAUCACACGGACCAAGCACCGGGGGCAGUAUGCUCUACGGAAGUUGUACCAUGAAAGCCCUCGGCUUGUAUGUGUACUAUAUACAGCACCAACAUGUGGUCCCUGCCGAACUUUGAAGCCUAUUCUUGGCAAGGUGAUAGAUGAAUUUGAUGAAAAUGUACAUUUUGUUGAAAUUGAUAUCGAAGAAGAUCAAGAAAUAGCAGAAGCAGCAGCAAUUAUGGGCACACCGUGCGUGCAGUUUUUCAAGAAUAAGGAGAUGAUCAGGAUGAUCUCAGGAGUCAAAAUGAAGCAAGAGUACAGAGAAUUUAUUGAGGCAAACAAAUGAGAACAUUUCCCGUACUUGUUUAGUUGCUGCCAAUGUCUGCCUAUUCAGUUUUGUUCCAUCCAAGCUAGCCGGUCGAAUAAUGCCCAUUCUAUUGCUCGAUGAGAUCUUUCUAUUUGUUAAUCCCAAUGGAUUAUCUCUACCGA